AUGGACUUCAUUCCCGGCAUCGACGGUCCAAGAGAGGGUGUUCCUCGGGUUCUUGCAUGCCUCAGCAAUAAUCUUCUCAGAGGAGAGCCUCUCAAGCUUGUCGACGGCGGCGAACCCCAGAGAACCUUUGUUUACAUCAAAGAUGCCAUUGAAGCUGUCCUUUUGAUGAUUGAAAACCCUGCCAGAGCCAAUACCCACAUCUUCAAUGUAGGUAACCCAAACAAUGAGGUUACAGUUAGGCAGCUUGCCGAAAUGACGAUCAAGGUCUAUUCAAAGGUAAGUGGAGAACAGCCUCCUGAAAAAUUUACAAUCGAUGCAAGCUCGAAAGAGUUUUACGGUGAAUGGAGUCGAUACAGAGUGGAAGAAGAGGCCGCGCCGGAAGCUGAGGUUGAGAGAAUGAGACGGAGCAAAACGAAGAGAUCGCCGGUUGAGAAUAGUUGUACGCGAUUUCGCUCUUCCUUCAACCAAAAUCUGGUUGUGGGAAUCUUCGUCGUCGUCAUUACGUUCAGCGUAAUCUGA
Molecule: messenger RNA, 519 nt
Organism: Vicia faba (fava bean)
Lineage: Eukaryota; Viridiplantae; Streptophyta; Magnoliopsida; Fabales; Fabaceae
Source: the annotation of a GenBank genome assembly